AUGCGACUCGCACGGUUGGUGUGGGCUUUACUAAGUGCAGGCCCAGGUACAAAACGGAAGGCCUCGGAGGAGGUCACUUCCCCGGAUUCUCAGCAGCAGAGCAAAAAAGCACGCACUGACUCCCCGGAGAGAGAAGCAAAGACAGAAGAUGAACCGUUAGGGAAACCACCCCUCCGAAUCGUUCCCUUUCCCGAGAAGCCCGCUGUCCUAGAAGAGCGCCGAGGGGAAAUCGAGUUUCGUGUGGUCAACAAUGAUGGUUCGCGGGAUAGUUUUGUCGUCCUCACCGGGCUGAAAUGCAUCUUCCAGAAACAACUCCCGAAAAUGCCCAAGGAUUAUAUUGCACGCCUCGUCUACGAUAGAUCGCAUCUUUCGAUUGCCAUUGUCAAACACCCAUUGGAGGUAGUUGGGGGGAUCACAUACCGUCCAUUCAACAGUCGUACAUUUGCGGAAAUUGUCUUUUGUGCUAUCUCUUCUGAUCAACAAGUCAAGGGCUAUGGUGCGCAUUUAAUGUCCCAUCUUAAGGACUAUGUGAAGGCAACGUCGAACAUCAUGCAUUUCCUAACAUAUGCCGAUAACUAUGCUAUUGGUUACUUCAAAAAGCAAGGGUUUACAAAAGAAAUCACGCUGGAUAAGUCCAUCUGGAUGGGUUAUAUUAAAGACUAUGAGGGAGGUACCAUCAUGCAGUGUACGAUGCUCCCCAAAAUACGAUACCUUGAAGUGGGCCGCAUGCUUUUGAAGCAAAAGGAAGCGGUUCAUGCGAAGAUUCGCGCCUUCAGUCGCUCGCAUAUGAUUCACCACCCUCCGAAGGAGUGGAAAUAUGGCCCGACCAAAAUCGACCCAUUGAGUAUCCCGGCAAUUAAGGCGUCGGGAUGGUCGCCUGACAUGGAUGAGUUGGCUCGACAGCCACGCCAUGGACCCAACUACAACCAACUGCUGCACCUUCUUAACGACAUGCAGAACCACAGCGCGGCGUGGCCGUUCACGCAGCCCGUGAAUCGCGAUGAAGUCCCUGAUUACUAUGAGGUGAUCAAGGAGCCAAUGGACUUGUCCACCAUGGAAGAGAAGCACGAAAAGGACAUGUAUCCAACACCACAGGAUUUCAUCAAGGACGCAAUGUUGAUCUUUGAUAACUGUCGAAAAUACAACAACGAAAGCACGCCGUAUGCCAAGAGCGCGAAUAAACUGGAGAAGUUCAUGUGGCAGCAGAUAAGGAAUAUCCCCGAGUGGUCGGUGAGUGUCUCGCACUGA
Messenger RNA from Aspergillus wentii DTO 134E9, 1248 nucleotides. RefSeq names its product histone acetyltransferase GCN5 (gene gcnE). The coding region runs from base 1 to 1248 and encodes 415 amino acids. The record is from RefSeq and is a predicted model, not a curated record. Gene Ontology annotation, cellular component: histone acetyltransferase complex. Gene Ontology annotation, molecular function: protein binding; histone H3 acetyltransferase activity. Lineage: Eukaryota; Fungi; Ascomycota; Eurotiomycetes; Eurotiales; Aspergillaceae. Gene Ontology annotation, biological process: positive regulation of transcription by RNA polymerase II; chromatin remodeling. The transcript has 5 exons.